Molecule: messenger RNA, 5334 nt
Organism: Thamnophis elegans (Western terrestrial garter snake)
Lineage: Eukaryota; Metazoa; Chordata; Lepidosauria; Squamata; Natricidae
Gene: ZHX2
Product: zinc fingers and homeoboxes 2
Exons: 4
Coding region: 1750-4104 (784 amino acids)
Biological process (GO): regulation of transcription by RNA polymerase II
Cellular component (GO): nucleus
Molecular function (GO): DNA binding; DNA-binding transcription factor activity, RNA polymerase II-specific
Source: RefSeq, a predicted model, not a curated record
AAUGCGGUACGUUUAAAGACAGCCCUCCCCUCUCGCCCACCUCCCAAUAUAUAACGAGGAGCGUCAGGUCUCAAAUCCGGCGGCAGGUAAGAUAAAGAUGCUGGCUGUAAAAUCCAGACCAGGAGAGACGGCCCGGUAGGGAACUUCGGAAAACCAUUAAUUAUGAUGGCACGACUGAUCUCCCCGUAGUACAUCGGGCCCAACGGUUGCACCACUCCGCCUUCCGGUCCCCGCCGGCGGGCGGGGGUGAUUUGCAAGGCCAACUUCAGACACCCCCUUCACCCUCCCGUUGGCCCGUUUCAUCCAUGAAAUUAGCGGGAUUUUCAUUAAGAUUCAUCUAUGAUCCAGGUGAGGGUUCGGGAGCGUGUGAACGCGCAGGGCAGGUGCACGUAGCAAACACCCAAGUUUACCUGCUUAUGGAAAUGAGGGCAGUCAGGGAAGAAAGCGGUCAGGGUCCAUGUGCCUUACUCAAGCCUUACUCAAGAGAGUCGCGGGAGGGGGGGAUGGAGGAGCAGAGAUGAAACGCAUCGGUGCGCUGCUUGCAGAAGCGAGCGAGAGUUAACCAAACUAUGAACCUGCCUUUUUUUUUUUUGCAACGAACCUACACUCCGAUGGCUCUUUCGGGAAAACGUGCUCAGCCUCUGGCUUCGGGAUUCAACGAUCCCGGCUAACUUACUUAAGGAGUAAGUCCUACCAGAUUUAGGGAGAGGCGAAAGAAGUGAAAAACUCCGUUCAGCCUUAAAACCCAGGGGUGUUGGGGAGGCGUGGUCCGGGGACAAAGCUUACUUAGCAAGGACUUUAACAAGAAUCUGGAUUUAAACUAGGACUUAACUUAAGCAAGCAAGCAAAGAGACGGAGGGCAUCCGAGAUAAGACAGCACGAGGUCCAAGUGAAAGAUGCAUUCCGGGUUAACGGCCGUGUGAAUGAACUGCGUGGCAAAGUUAAAUCCUCCUUUACUUAUUACGUUUGGAUUAAAAGUUAACUGUCAUGAUACCAAUCUUCACAUUUAGGGAAAGGAGUCCUUAAUUCGUCGGGAGAAGGGGACGCUGCUUUAAGAGACGCGCUGACACCCACCCCCCCCUCUUUUCUCUCCCCCCCCCCUCCCCGGGCAAAAAGAGUUCGCGGUCGAAUUUUCGCCUCCGAAAACUUUCCAAGCAAACCCAGGGACCCCGAUAGAGGAGCUGUGGAUUGUAUCGCAUGCAAAUACGCAAGCUGACGUAAGAGAUCAUGUGGGUUUUGGUGUAGAUCGCCACCGCCGAUCGGAGAGAUUUUUUUUUUAAUUUUUUUUUUUUAAAUCCUACUGUAUGCCUUUUUUUCCCUUCCUCCCUAGAAGGGGGGGCGAUUGGGAUAAGUGAAAGUCUCCCCGGACCGUCUCCUCGGCGUUCUAGAACGCGCACCGAGAGUUCCAUUCGGGGGGGAAAGUUCUGCGUCUCAGCGUUCCAAAGCUUUGAUCGCAGGAGGAACACAUCUUUUGACAUUGUAUUUCUAGGAGUGUUCUGAAAAGAUAAUUGGGACCUUAGCCACCAGAUAUUGCAUUUCAUAAACAAGAGGCGCUUGGAGGCAAUAAUAUCUGAAAAUGCAGGAAUCCAGGUGUAAUGCAGAUCACUUUGUAUGGUGGGUCACGGCCAACGGCUACGGAUGGCACUAGUCUUCUUUAGAGUCCACCCUGGGAUUAUUCCUGGAAGUGCUAAAAGCAUUUAAGAGGACACCUGUGGGACUGUUGCUUCCAACGGCACUUCUACAGCGGUCAUGGCAAGCAAACGGAAGUCAACAACUCCAUGUAUGGUACGAGCAUCUGAAGCCCCGGAGUCUGGUGACCCCAUGGACUGCAGUGUAGGGAAAGCACCUGGUGCUCCCGAGCAGGACUUAGAAAAUAAUUUGGCAGCCAGCAAGGACGUUUUUGAGAAUGACUGUGAAGUGAUCGAGGGGAAAUCUUCUCCAGCCAACCCAACAAGGAAAACCCUCGGUGGUUACGAAUGUAAGUACUGCCCGUUCUCCAGCCAGAACCUGAACGAAUUCACAGAGCAUAUAGACACGCAACACCCCAAUGUGAUUCUCAACCCCCUCUACGUAUGCUCCGAAUGUAACUUUACAACCAAAAAGUACGAUUCCUUAUCCGAGCACAACGCAAAGCUCCAUCCAGGAGAAAACAAUUUCAAGCUUAAGUUAAUCAAGCUCAACAAUCAGACAGUCCUAGAACAAUCCAUUGAGGUGACAGGCGGUCCAACUGUGGUUGAAACCGUUGACUAUGAAGGGACAGGCGAUACAAACAAAGGAGCCCAGAUCAUUAACCCAGGAAAGCCUAAAAGUGAGGCCAAGAAAGCUUCAGUUGACAACCAUCUUGAUGGGGUUCCUCAACUUCCUCCAGAUAUCACUGAGUCAAUUACUUGUAUUAAUGGAGCAGAAGUCCUUCAAGAUAUCCUGGCCCACGUGAUGCCUUCCGUACAGCUCCCGCCAAAUAUCAACCUAGUUCCCAAAGUCCCUGUUCCCCUGAAUAGUACCAAAUACAAUUCUGCACUAGACACUAACUCUACCAUGAUCAGCUCCUUCAACAAGUUUCCGUAUCCUACACAGGCAGAAUUGUCGUGGCUGACUGCCGCCUCCAAGCACCCCGAAGAGCAGAUUCGAAUUUGGUUUGCCACUCAGCGCUUGAAGCACGGCAUCAGCUGGUCUCCCGAAGAGGUGGAAGAGGCAAGGAAGAAGAUGUUCAAUGGCACCAUCCAACCAACACACCAGACCAUUGCUGUCCUCCCAGCCCAUGUUGCCACAGCCAAGAUGCCCCAGCCACUGAUUCAGACAGCUGUGCCUUGUCAGAUACUCAGUCAGACUGGCCUGGUAUUGACCCAAGUCUCGAACGGAUCAAAUGUUUCCCCAAUUACCCUCACAGUAGCUGCCAACCAGGGUCAAAAACGGGGUGGGCAGAACCAGCUGGCUGUCCCAGAAGCCAAACGUCAGCAUGUCAACCCAACAGAAGCCUUGGCCAAGCAGAAUGUGUCUGCUGCUCCAGUAAGCACAACAACAGUGCCACACUCUACCGUACUGGCAACGUCACCCAGCGACCGCAAAAAAACCAAGGAACAGAUUGCUUCUCUGAAGGCAAGCUUCAUUGUCACUCAGUUUCCUGACGAUGCGGAAGUUUACAGGCUAAUUGAAGUCACUGGGCUCUCAAGGACUGAGAUCAAGAAGUGGUUCAGCGACUAUCGUUACCGGACUCAGCGGGGAAUAAGCCAUAUCACGAGUGACUCUGUAGCCAAGGACCAACUUGCUCUAAGUAGCGCACGACAGGACCACACCUAUCAUCCCUAUCCGGAUUUCAUUUUCCAGCAGUUCAAAGGAAAAACUCAAAAACAAAUCGCCAUCCUCGAGGAGAGUUUCCUUAAAAACGCUUUUCCGACACAUAUCGAGUUGGAAAGGCUUAGGACCGAUGCCAGGAUGACCAGAAAAGAGGUUGAAUGCUGGUUUGCUGAGCGGAGAAAACUUAGGGAUAAUAUGGAACAAGCCGUCUUAGACUCAAUGGGAUCAAGCGUAAAGAAUAAGGACCCAGUUGCUUCUAACGGUGCAACCAAUCCAACAGAGCAGGUCAGCAUCUCUCAACCCCCAACGUCUUCGCUUAAGUCCUCCACGGCCUUUGCACCAAGCAGUCAAGAGCAGGUCCGCUUACUGAAGAGUACGUUUGUUAGAACUCAGUGGCCUUCCCCACAGGAGUAUGAUGAAUUGGCAGCUCAGACGGGACUCACCAGAACAGAAAUAGUCCGUUGGUUUAAGGAGAACAGAAGCUCACUAAGAAUGGGGACCUUGAAAUGGCUAGACCAGUAUCAACAGCAGAGCGUCACUGAUGAAUGUGUAGAAACUAAGGGUCCCAAGCCACCUGGGACAAAGAAUAAUCAUGAGGAUGUUCAGCUACCCAACAAGGGGAGCCAGAAAGUUGGGAAGCUCAGUGCAGAAAGUCCAGAACCAUCUGAUGUUCAGAUUAGCCAAAAUAGUCAGCGGAGUAUAGAUGACGAUGCUGCUUCAGACUGCAUAGAGAGCUGGAACGAAUCGGGACCUAAAAGCAAAACAGAUUUUGAUUCUGAAAGUAUAGCUGGGGAUAAUGCUCACACCUAGACAGGCAUUUCAUUCCGCAUUGUAGUCCUUGUGUUUUCACAAGCACACGGUUACUAAUCCUGGGAUCAUAUAAGGCCUUCGGAAGUAGGAUAGUCACGUUUGGACUCCAGAACCACGCUCAAGGUGGAAGAAGAGAUCGUCUCUGGCUUAUUUGGAGAAGUUUCAUGUGCCAAAGUCCCACUUGGGGGAUUUUUCUUUUAAAAAAAGGGGGGGGGUCCUUGUAUAUAAACUUCCCCUGUAGCGUGUUGCUUUCUUCAUUUCUUGGUGACUUCUUUGUAUACUUACACUGCAGAGAUUGAGGGGUUUUUUUGCUACCUUUUUUGUUAAUAGAUCAUUUUCGUCUGAUAGCAGUACGCCAUCCAAUCCAUUUCCUACAAAUUGGUAAUUCCUGUCUCUAUCCUUAUGAUAGUUUGGAAACUUUUUGGCCUGCUGUAUUAAUUCCUACCACUAAAAAAGAUACUGCUAUAAACAAGGUGCAGCGAUUAAUUGGAUUAGAAGUCAGGGGACUGGGAGUUCUAGCUCUGCCUUAGGCACAAAGCCAACUGGGUGAUUUGGGGCCAGUCAUUCCCUCUAGGAAGAAGAUAUCGACAAGCUACUUGGCCAAGAAAACUGCUGGGACUUCCAUUCCUACAACGUCAAGGCAACUUGAUGGAUUAUGACAAUUGUUUCAGUGGAAGUUGUAAUCAUCUCGUUUUGCACAUUUUUAUCUUCCCAAACGAUUCGUUUGCAUUCAUCUCGUUCACGUUUUACACGUUGGCUUCUUCCGCGCAUUUUACACGUUGGCUGGUGGGCAUUCUUCUCUCUGCAUGGAAAGUAAUCUUCGUCAAAUUAGGAAAACAAAUCUGUUAAUUCAGCCAGUAAAUUCACCAUUUGCCAAACAGUUGGACCCAGCACACUAGAGAUGUCAAGUGCUGUUGCUUGAGCCAAGUGCAUUUCUGCUACCGGUAGUACAAUCGGCAACACUUUGCAACAGAGGGCUCAAGCUUUAUACCUUGUUUAUGAUAUUUUUUUGUGUGUUGGUGAGUUUUGAGCUAGAUUCUAGCUUCUAGCACUUUUAUUCUUCGGUGACUGCUGAGAAGAGAGGGAGAAAUAUUGAAUUAUCGUCUCUCUUUGAUAAAAAAAAUUUAGAUGACUUUCGCAUGGUUUGGAGAAAAUGUUCCUUUUUCCUCCAAUACACCCUGCUUAACCUUAAUGCUAGAGAUUUUAAUUAAAGAGACACUUUUCUAACAA